AACAUAAGCUUAUGUAUGUGGCUGCAAAUGAUUGUUGAGGUUACAGCACCUUAAUCUACCGGGUAGUUUACAUUUUCUAUUUAUGUGUUUAUAGAUAUUUACAAGUAAAUACAUAACAACGUUAUCAUGGAGAAAUUGUGUUCUCUUCCUUAUCUCGUUCUCGAAUGCCCGAAUAUCAAGAUCAAGAAACCAUCAUGGGUGCACCAACCUUCUCCCAAAACAAUGUUUGCAAUAGUUCUUGUAUCUUACUUUUUAGUAACUGGAGGAAUAAUCUAUGAUGUAAUUGUUGAGCCACCAAGUGUUGGAUCCACAACUGAUGAGCAUGGUCACUCGAGGCCUGUUGCAUUUAUGCCAUAUCGAGUAAAUGGCCAAUACAUAAUGGAAGGAUUGGCAUCAAGUUUUCUCUUCUCAAUGGGUGGUUUGGGUUUUAUUGUACUGGACCAUAUUCAUUCACCACUCACACCAAAACUGAACAGAUUAAUGAUCACUGCAGUAGGUUUUAUUUGUGUAUUGGUAUCAUUUUUCACAACAUUUAUAUUUAUGAGAAUGAAGUUGCCUGGAUAUUUACAAUCAUAAACAGGCUUGUCAUGUUAUUUUAAUAUCAACUAUUUGAGUAUAAGUCUAAUUAUGGCUAUACAAUAUAAAAAAUGAGAUUGUAACUUAACUAAAUAUCAAAUAUCACAUAUAAAUAAUAUAAUAUAAAAAAUUUCAUACUGUAGAGGUCUUGAACACGUUUUAUAUGGGCAGUAUUGUUGUUCUAUGAUUACAAACGAAUGCGGAAUGUGCUGUAAAGAAAUACCAUCAAAUAAAUAUAUGGCAAUUACACUACUAA
Molecule: messenger RNA, 832 nt
Organism: Dalotia coriaria
Lineage: Eukaryota; Metazoa; Arthropoda; Insecta; Coleoptera; Staphylinidae
Product: oligosaccharyltransferase complex subunit ostc-like
Exons: 3
Coding region: 127-576 (149 amino acids)
Cellular component (GO): oligosaccharyltransferase complex
Source: RefSeq, a predicted model, not a curated record